Tilletiopsis washingtonensis is the source of this 1231-nucleotide messenger RNA. RefSeq names its product PLC-like phosphodiesterase. NCBI's taxonomy places the organism in Eukaryota, Fungi, Basidiomycota, Exobasidiomycetes, Entylomatales. Gene Ontology annotation, biological process: lipid metabolic process. The coding region runs from base 102 to 1211 and encodes 369 amino acids. The record is from RefSeq and is a predicted model, not a curated record. The transcript has 4 exons. Gene Ontology annotation, molecular function: phosphoric diester hydrolase activity.
AGCCACUCCACACACAGCUCAAAGAGCAGCCCGCAGCCGCGCAGCCAUGCUUACCCUCCCGCCUCCACUCCCUCCCGCAACCCACCCACCCCGCGCCCGCCAUGCCGUGGACAAAGUCGUUCAAGAUGACGGGCCUGCAGCCUGCGAUGCCCGAGUGCUGGGGCCACCGCGGCGCCUCGGCCACCUUCCCGGAGAACACGAUUGCCUCGUUUGAGCGUGCCGUGCGCGACGGCUCCGAGGGCCUGGAGAGUGACGUGCACGUCACGAGCGACGAUGUCAUCGUCAUGUUCCACGACCCCUCGCUCGAGCGCACCACGGACGGCUCGGGCCUCAUCCGCGAGCAGGCGUGGGCCGGCGGCAUCGAGCACCUGCGCACCACCGCCGAGCCGCGCCAGCAGAUCCCGACGUUCAACCAGGUGUGCGACCUGCUCAUGAAGCCCGAGAACAUGCACGUCAAGCUCAACAUCGACAUCAAGCCCGACAACGACCCAGAGCGUCUCUUCACGCUGAUGAAGCAGGUCGUGCAGUCGUACGACAACUACGAGACGGCGCUCUCGCCGCGCCUCAUUCUCGGCAUUUGGCACCCGUGCUUCCUGGCGCCGGCGCUGGCGCACGUGCCGACACUGCGCCGCGUGCACAUUGGCGGCAGCCCCACGGCGGCGCGCACCUACUUCUGGGAGCACUGCGACGGCUUCUCGAUGUGGUUCGCCAGCCUCGUGGGCGCCGAGGGCCAGGCGUUCCUGCAGCAGGCGCGCCGCGACGGCAAGGAUGUGUUUGUGUGGACGGUGAACCGCAAGGACGAGAUGGUCGAGGCGACACGCUGGGGCGUCAAGGCCAUCCUCACCGACAAGACGGACCUCUUCCAAAACGUGCGCGCCGACAUGUCGCUCGACUACGCCUCGACGCGCAGCGAGGAGGUGGGCUUCUUCUUCCGCUGGGCCAGCUGGCGCUACUGGAUGCUGCCGCAGUUUGUCAUCCAGAGCAUGUGGAUCGCCAACCUCGAGAAGCGCGCCGGCACGACGUUCGAGACGAGCUGGCGCGCCAGUCAGGCACAGCUGGCCGCUGCCAACUACGCGACGCCCGCCAGCGAGAAGACGCCGGCGCCCGCUGCUGCUCAGCAGCCCGUCGCCUCGCCGGCCGCGUACGACCUCGACCUCGAGAAGGCGCCGGCAAUCGCUCACGCCGCGCCUGCCAUCGCCGCCACUGCAUGAUCCUUGAACCCCUCCUCAAC